GAAGUCCAAGUUUUUGAAGUUCUGUGGUCUAAAUCAAAACAAAAAGUUAACCAACAAAAUUAACCUAUAAUUGUAUUUUCUCUUUUAUCAUAGAAAAUGUUUUCCACAAGUACUCAAUGCAAAUACUGGAUGUUCGGCACUGAAGAAGAACUCAGCAAACUCAGGGAAAAGGCAAACCAAAGACAUAUUCAAACCUAUGGAAAACUAGUUAAUGAGGCAGUCAAAUAUGAAUUCUUUCUUACACCAGAAGAAGAGAAAAUCAUGGUAAAAAGAUACGAGCUGCACCUGCGAGACUUUUGUAAGAGGUUUCAGCCUCCUAUGCCAAGAUAUGUCGUAGGGACAUCAUUCCACUACUUCAAGCGUUUCUACAUCAAUAACUCUGUUAUGAAUUAUCACCCCAAGGAAAUAAUGGUGACCUGCAUUUAUUUGGCUUGCAAAGUUGAAGAAUUCAAUGUUUCUAUCCAACAGUUUGUAGCGAAUAUCAAAGGAGACAGGGAAAAAGCUACUGACAUUAUUUUGAAUAACGAGUUACUGUUGAUGAAGCAAUUGAACUUUCAUUUAUCGAUACAUAACCCUUUUAGACCCGUCGAAGGCCUGCUCAUCGAUAUAAAAACUAGGGGCUCCUUGCAAGAUCCGGAAAGACUGAGAUUGGGUACAGAACAUUUCUUAGAACGUGCCCUGCUUACAGAUGUCAUUUUACUGUAUUCUCCAAGUCAGGUAGCUUUGGCUGCUGUUUUGCACGCUGCAUCGAAACUGCAGGAAAACUUAGAUUCGUACGUUACAGAUAUCCUGUUUGGUGAUGAUGCCAAGGGAAAUUUGGAGGAGUUGAUUGAAGCCGUAAGAGCAAUUCGGUCUGUCGUAAAAAUGGCUGACUCUGUAUCAGACAGGAACCAACAAAAAAUUCUGGAUAAGAAGCUUGAGAAAUGCAGGAAUCCUGAGAACAAUCCAGAUAGUGAAAUGUGAGUAUGUUGAAUUUAUCU
Molecule: messenger RNA, 980 nt
Organism: Leptinotarsa decemlineata (Colorado potato beetle)
Lineage: Eukaryota; Metazoa; Arthropoda; Insecta; Coleoptera; Chrysomelidae
Gene: CycH
Product: Cyclin H
Biological process (GO): DNA-templated transcription; regulation of transcription by RNA polymerase II
Cellular component (GO): transcription factor TFIIK complex
Molecular function (GO): cyclin-dependent protein serine/threonine kinase regulator activity
Source: RefSeq, a predicted model, not a curated record